AGGAAAUGCUUUCACAUCUCAGAUGCUGCUGCUGCUAACCCAAGGAGAAUGUAAAUGAGCAGCAAGUGGAAAGGUGCAUGCGUGCUUCCUUCCCCUCCGGUCCUUACUCUGACCGACUGCCAUUCAAGCACAUUCAUGCGAUCUUCUGACUGCCAGCAUCACUUUGAAGCCAGCACCUGGGGACGGGGGAGCCAGUGACAGAGGAUGGGAUGCUGCAGCCUGAGUGCCAGGCAGGCUGGGUCUGCAGGAGCAAGCCAGGACGAGGUGGAGCUAUUGAAGACAGGCAGGACCAGAAAGUGGUCCAUCUCAGACGGCCAGAGCGAGGGAUCCCUCCAGCCUAAGGACCCUGCAACCCCCACGGAGACAGAAGAGGCAGAAGCACUGUGGGGAAGAACACGGGAGGAACUGCUGCACUUGUUGAUCACACAGCCCAUCACUGGCUGGGAAGGGACCAACAUCCACUCUCUUGGGGAAAUUGUUUGGUCCUCCCGGGUUUUUCUGAGGAGUUACCGCAUGGAGGAGAUGUGUGAGCGCUACGUCGUGCUGGCCUCCUUACACUUGCUGAUUCUUUCUGUGGAUCACACAAAGAAGACAUUUGUUUACGAGGGGCUCCUUCCUCUUGCUGGGAUGCACCUGAGGCAGAUUGUGAGUGCCAUCAGCUACACGUUUGAGAUUUCUGGGGCCAUGAUAGAAUCCCGGCUCAUUUGCUGCCAGAAUUCAGCCGACUUCGACAUGUGGAUUCGACACCUCCAGCACCAAAUCAAGAUGGCAAAUGCCAGCUGCCCCACCAGUCCCAACAAUAACAUCUCUUUCCUGAUGCCAUGUGAUGAACACUGGAAGAAAAAGGAGCUGAUGAGACAUCUCUUGUGCAACACCAUUCUGAAGUGGGAAGGAAAACCAAUCCAGCAUCUGGGAAGGAUUCAGUAUUUGACCAUGGUGCAAGUGGCUACUGGCUGCACAGGGGACUCCAAGGAAAGACUGCUGCUCCUGUUUCCAGAAGACCUGCUUUUCCUCUCUGUGGAUAAGGAGAGAACUGCAAUCACAUACGAGGGAAAACUCCCCCUAACUGGAAUCCAGGCAAAGGAGAAAUCCACUGUGCUGGGGAGGUUACAGUUUGAGAUUACAGGAAGCCUGACUGAACCAAUCCUUAUCACCUGUUCCACAGCAGAGGAUUAUGAAAAAUUCCUCUUCCACCUACAGAAGCCAGAGAAAAACCUCGAUUCACUGUCACUCCAGCCACCACCAAGCAUCCCUAAGAAAUCCUGGCAGCAUCACUAGGACAUCAGCAUGCACUGACAGGAAGACGGUAUGUUGAAUAUGAUCCCAACAGAAAGUGAAGAAGCUGCACGAAUGAAUAAGAAUGGACUGGAAACUGGAAACCGAGCUUCUUUCAGACUGAGAGGUGAAUAAGGAUCUGCACAUGAAUUACUCUGCACUGGCUGCUGUUUUGAAUGGACCAUUGCAAUCUAUGUGGGUCCCUGUGACUCCGACCUCAGCUGUACAUAUGCCUUACAGAGAAAUCCUUCUCAAUUUGCUUCCUAUAUUUAUUGCUUGAUUCUUCUCAGGAAAAAGAAACACUGUAAAAUACUGUGUAAAUACUACAAAUAAAACCCAUAAUCCUGAGCCUAAA
Molecule: messenger RNA, 1630 nt
Organism: Oxyura jamaicensis (ruddy duck)
Lineage: Eukaryota; Metazoa; Chordata; Aves; Anseriformes; Anatidae
Product: probable pleckstrin homology domain-containing family N member 1
Exons: 11
Coding region: 205-1278 (357 amino acids)
Source: RefSeq, a predicted model, not a curated record